AUGUAUUCUCUCUUUUUUGCUAUAGUUUAUAUAUAAAUACAUUUUAAAUCAUGGCAGAGACAGGAAGGAUUUAUUCAGCAGUUUAUUCAGGUGUACCUGUAUUUGAAACUAUUAUAAAUGGAGUUGCAGUCAUGCGUAGACAAACAGAUUCCUUUAUGAAUGCAACACAAAUCUUAAAAGUUGCAAAUAUUGAAAAAGGAAAAAGAACUAAAAUUUUAGAGAAAGAAGUUUUAAUCGGUGAACAUGAAAAAGUACAGGGAGGAUAUGGAAAAUAUCAAGGCACUUGGAUCCCUUUUAACAAAAGUAGAGAAAUAGCAGAAAAAUAUGGUGUGAAAGAAGUAUUAGCGCCCAUUAUGGAUUUUGAUAUGGAUAGCGUUAAUUCUCAAACUGGAUUAAAUACUUUACUUACAAAAGAACAAGCGAUUGUUGCUGGAAAGAAAUCCGCUCAUCAGACAUCACAACCAAUGACAACUACGCCAGUAUCAGCACAACCAGUACAAGAAUCGCCACAGAUACAUUUACACCUUCAUUUACCUACACAACAGCAAAUAAAAAUACGUAAUCCUACUAAUCACGACGAACAUUCCUCUUCACCUGCACGUAAAAAAACAAAAAUAAUAAAUCAACAAUCUGAGGCUUUAUCUUCAAGUAUUGAAUCAUCUAUGUUAUCUCCUUCAACUCAAAUACCUUUACCUGCCCCUAUCGAAGCCAUUAAUGAAGCUGCUGCCGAUGAGCGUAACCGAAACCUUUUAAUGUCCAUUUUUUUAUCGGAUAAACCAGAACAAAUUCCUGAUCUACUCAGUAUUGAUUCACACUCAACUACGAACAAAUUCAACAUUGACAUGGUCAUUGAUGAACAAGGAAAUACUGCUCUACAUUGGGCUACUGCCUUGGCGCGCGUCAAUACAGUCGAAUUACUUGUGUCACGAAGUGCUAAUAUUGCUUGUCGUAAUUUUGCAGGUGAAACACCACUUAUACGAGGUGUAAUGGUGACCAAUAACUAUGACAACCAUUGCUUUCAUCGUGUUUUUGAUCUCCUCAAAGAGUCGGUCAAUAUUUUUGAUAAUAGAAAAAGAAGUGCAAUUCAUCAUGCAGCUCUUACAGCAGGUAUUCAAGGUCGUGUGCAUGCCGCGAUUUAUUAUAUGAAGACAUUAGUGGACUAUGUUGUAUCGUGUUCAGAGAAUCCAAAAUUAAUUUUGGAUGCGCAGGAUGAUAUGGGUGAUACAGCUUUGAUGAUUGCAGCACGUUUAGAGUGCCAACCUUUGAUAAGUAUAUUGAUGGAAGCAGGUGCAACUAAAAAGGCACAAAAUAAUAUAGGUCUUGGCUUAACAGAUUACAAUACUACUAUGAAAGAAGAUUCUCCAAUGGAGGAAGCAAGUCAUCCUCAACGUAUAUUUUCUAAUACUUCAUCGUAUUCCAAGCGACCUUAUGCACCCAGUCAACGAGGAAAAGAAAUUGUAGCAACCGUACAAAAGAUUGUAGAUGCAUUAGAUGAAGAAUAUGGAGAGCAAAUAUCUGCUAAAGAACAAGAAUUACAACGACUCGAUGAAGAACUCAAUGCUGUAACACGUGAACUUGAAACCACACGUAAAGGGUUAGAAGAACGGCAAGCACAAUCACAACAAUUAUCAGAAGUACAACAAAAGACACGUAAUAUUGAAGCUGCUCUACAGACAGGAUGGGAUCAGCUUGAACAUAUCAUGAAACAAGGUAAUAAAGCAAUGCCUUCACCCGAAGAUAUUGAUCGUAUUGAUGAAAAUGAGGAUAUCGAUACCAUUUACUUUGGUGUUCCUCAACUGGUUAUUGAUGAUACAAUGGACGAAAAAACAAAAAAAGACCAGCUUGAAGCCUAUGUAAAUGAUCUCCAAGCUAAAGUGAAAGCUUAUACAGCUAACGACCUUGCAUUACAACAAGAGAUUCAUAAGAUUGAAGCUCAAUUUGUAGAGCGAGAGUUACAAUGUAAACGAUUGAUUGCAGCUUGUUGUAAUUUACCAAUUGAUAAAAUUGAUGAGCUUGUUGAGCCUUUGACACUAGCUAUUGAAAGUGAUCCACCUGAUCUUGAUUUAGCACGUGUAAUUGGAUUUAUGGAUAAGAUACGUAGACAAGGAGGAUUUUCUGAACAAGAGCAACAGCAGCAAUCGAAUAGCAAUAUUUUUUCAGGAAUUAUACCUCAUUCACCACAACCUGAAUCAUCAUCUACUGCUACAGCCGCUACAGUUCAACAUACUUAAAAAAAAAAA
Cokeromyces recurvatus is the source of this 2240-nucleotide messenger RNA. RefSeq lists its product as uncharacterized. Lineage: Eukaryota; Fungi; Mucoromycota; Mucoromycetes; Mucorales; Mucoraceae. Gene Ontology annotation, cellular component: SBF transcription complex; MBF transcription complex. Gene Ontology annotation, molecular function: transcription regulator activity; DNA binding; protein binding. The record is from RefSeq and is a predicted model, not a curated record. The coding region runs from base 51 to 2231 and encodes 726 amino acids. The transcript is spliced from 5 exons.